Anopheles bellator is the source of this 1012-nucleotide messenger RNA. RefSeq lists its product as uncharacterized. The record is from RefSeq and is a predicted model, not a curated record. The transcript has 2 exons. Bases 194 to 688 code for a protein of 164 amino acids. NCBI's taxonomy places the organism in Eukaryota, Metazoa, Arthropoda, Insecta, Diptera, Culicidae.
UUGCUGCGAUUCUACGAGUGCCCGUGGGAAACAAACACUUCUAUCACUUAUCGCACGGUAUGAAUCACACUGAAAACUACACGAUGGUCAGUGGCUGCUGUGUUUGAUGGUGUCCAAAGUUUCGUUUCCAAUCGCUUACAUUCCGUGUGGUGCGUAGCCUUGAAGAACACAGUUUCCGCGUGCCAGCUUUGCGAUGGAUUUUGUCGCAAUAUUUGGUGGUAUUUUCGCGUUCUUCGUGAUCUGCGCGCUGGUCAGAUGGUGCUGCACGAGACGCUCUAGCCAAGGCAUGGUGAUUGCGACGCCCGUUGUCAUCACGUCCGAAACACACCGAGUGGCCACCGGUGUCCAGAAUCAGCUUCCCGCAGGAGUGGUGGUUCAAAGCCACACGUCCGGCACCGGAUUAUAUCCGGUGACGGUCGCUUACCCUACGCAGCAGCAGCAACAACCGUACCCCACGCAACCGUACGCUGUUGUCCAGCAGUAUCCCGUUCAGGCGGUCCCCCCACAGGGGCAGGUUCAGUUCCCGGUUCUGCCACAACAGACACAUCAGGUUUAUCCGGGUGCAGCCCCCACGGCUCCCCACGGUGCCACCGGACCACCGAUGGCUAAUCCGCCGAGCUACGACCAAGUGAUGACCGAUGCGUACGCUCCCCAAGCGCCCUACAAUCCCGACUAUAGAGGCCAUUAGUAGGAAACCUCAAAUUUACUCAAACUUAUCGGAAUCGACCGAGGAGUGAUAACGAUGGAACGACGACGCUAGCUUCCAGUGCUGUACCCGGGGGCCCGGUACGAAUCACGGGCCCAAAUCUGAAGAUAAUCGGAACGAGAAUAAGAUCAAUUAGGUUGGUAAGAAACUCUAUUUAGCUGUUAAGGGUUAUUUUUCCCACGAACUGUAUAUGGCGCAUAGCGUAUUGCCAUGGAGUAAGAAUACUCGAAUAGAAAAGAAUUAGGACGCGAGAGAGUUAUUCGUAAAAUAAAGUUCCCAUAUUUUGGAAUGCAAACCAUUCUCAAC